Molecule: messenger RNA, 393 nt
Organism: Ostertagia ostertagi
Lineage: Eukaryota; Metazoa; Nematoda; Chromadorea; Rhabditida; Trichostrongylidae
Source: the annotation of a GenBank genome assembly
AUGGCAAACCUCAUAACCGAGAUGAAGAAGAACGUGAGCGACAUUGUAAACGAGAUGCCGAAUGCUCUGCUAAAGUUCUACGAAAUCAUAGACAACGAAGACCAGACUAUGCAACAAAUAAAAGUCGCUAUGGAUGAACUGAUUGCUGGAAAUCCUAAGGACUUCAAGCCGAAAGGAAUGGGUGGCCCUCCUUGCGGGCCAGGUGGACCUGGUGGACCACCAGGCGGUCCAGGUGGCUCCAGGAGGACCUGGUGGACCAGGAGGUCCCGGUGGGCCCCAUGUGUUCCUCCUGGUGGUCGACCGCCUCGUCCAUGGGUGAAGACCCCGAAGAUGAUGACGACAAAGAUGAUGACCACGAUGACCAUAAAUGAUGACCACGAUGACCAUAAGUAA